Molecule: messenger RNA, 5848 nt
Organism: Bubalus bubalis (water buffalo)
Lineage: Eukaryota; Metazoa; Chordata; Mammalia; Artiodactyla; Bovidae
Gene: AMD1
Product: adenosylmethionine decarboxylase 1
Exons: 9
Coding region: 337-1341 (334 amino acids)
Biological process (GO): spermine biosynthetic process; spermidine biosynthetic process
Cellular component (GO): cytosol
Molecular function (GO): adenosylmethionine decarboxylase activity; putrescine binding
Source: RefSeq, a predicted model, not a curated record
UCGCUCCCACAGUAUGGCCGGCGACAUUAGCUAGCGCUCGCUCUACUCUCUCUAACGGGGAAACAGCGGACUACAAGAGACUGAGCUGUAUCUGCCUCUAUUUCCAACAGACUCACGUUCAACUUUCGCUCACCCACACACACAAAGCCGGGAAAAUUUUAUUAAUCCUUUUUUUAAAAAAAAGUUAAUAUAAAAUUAUAGCAAAAAAAAAAAAAAAGGAACCUGAACUUUAGUAACACAGCUGGAACAAUCCGCAGCGGCGGCGGCGGCGGCGGGAGAAGAGAUUUAAUUUAGUUGAUUUUCUGUGGUUGUUGGUUGUUCGCUAGUCUCACGGUGAUGGAAGCUGCACAUUUUUUCGAAGGGACCGAGAAACUGCUGGAGGUUUGGUUCUCCAGGCAGCAACCCGAAGCAAACCAAGGAUCUGGGGAUCUUCGCACCAUCCCAAGAUCCGAGUGGGACAUACUUUUGAAGGAUGUGCAAUGUUCAAUCAUAAGUGUGACAAAAACUGACAAGCAGGAAGCUUAUGUACUCAGUGAGAGUAGCAUGUUUGUCUCCAAGAGACGUUUCAUUUUGAAGACAUGUGGUACCACCCUCUUGCUGAAAGCACUGGUUCCCCUGUUGAAACUUGCUAGGGAUUACAGUGGGUUUGACUCAAUUCAAAGCUUCUUUUAUUCUCGUAAGAAUUUCAUGAAGCCUUCUCACCAAGGGUACCCACACCGGAAUUUCCAGGAAGAAAUAGAGUUCCUUAAUGCAAUUUUCCCAAAUGGAGCAGCAUAUUGUAUGGGACGCAUGAAUUCUGACUGUUGGUACUUGUAUACUUUGGAUUUCCCAGAGAGUAGGGUAAUCAAUCAGCCAGAUCAAACCCUGGAAAUUCUGAUGAGUGAGCUUGACCCAGCAGUUAUGGACCAGUUCUACAUGAAAGAUGGUGUUACUGCAAAGGAUGUCACUCGUGAGAGUGGAAUUCGUGACCUGAUACCAGGUUCUGUCAUUGAUGCCACAAUGUUCAAUCCUUGUGGGUAUUCAAUGAAUGGGAUGAAAUCGGAUGGAACUUAUUGGACUAUUCACAUCACUCCAGAACCAGAAUUUUCUUAUGUUAGCUUUGAAACAAACUUAAGUCAGACCUCCUAUGAUGACCUGAUCAGGAAAGUUGUGGAAGUCUUCAAGCCAGGAAAAUUUGUGACCACCCUGUUUGUAAAUCAGAGUUCUAAAUGUCGCACAGUGCUUUCCUCGCCCCAGAAGAUUGAAGGUUUUAAACGUCUUGAUUGCCAGAGCGCUUUGUUCAAUGAUUACAAUUUUGUUUUUACCAGUUUUGCUAAGAAGCAGCAACAACAGCAGAGUUGAUUAAGAAACAUGAAGAAAAAACGCAAAAAGAGAACACACAUAGAAGAAGGUGGUGGCUGCUUUUUAGAUAUUCAUACCAAGGGCCAUGCUUUCCAUAACCACCACCUCAUAGUUGCAGAAAGCCCUAGAUGUAAUGAUAGUGUAAUCAUUUUGAAUUGUAUACAUUAUUAUAUCAAGGAGUUAGAUAUCUUGCAUGAAUGCUCUCUUCUGUGUUUAGGUAUCCUAUGCCACUCUUGCUGUGAAAUUGAAGUGCAUGUAGAAAAAACCUUUUACUAUACGAAACUUUACAACACUUGUGAAAACAAUUCAAUUUGGUUUACGCACAGUGUAAUAUUUCUCCAGGUGUCAUCCAAAAUUCCCCACAGACAAGGCUUUCGUCCUCAUUAGGUGUUGGCCUCAGCCUAGCCAUCUGGGACUGUUCUAUUAAUUGCUGCCAGGAUUUUACAUCCAGUUACCUCCACUUUCUAGAACAUACUCUACUAACGUUAUUGAAACCAAUUUCUACUUCAUACAGAUGUUUUUUCAACAGCAAUUAAAGUUUUUCUUCCACGAGUGGAGUCCUCUAAGAAAACUAUCCCUUCUGUGUAUUUAUAUUUUAACACUGCUUCCUGAACUUGUAUUACUUGGAUUCCUUCCAUUACCAUGGUGUCUCCCCUCCCAACCACACCCCCUCAAUAAAGCAAUACACUGUUACACUGUGGGUUUUAUACUAAUCUAUACCCCAGAGGGGGAAGGCGGGGGUAGACCCUAGGCUUAAUUUUCUUUUAAGGUCAAUGGAGUUUGACAUUUUUCAUUGCCAUGCACUCUUUUGGAAUAAACUAUUGUUGAUUAGCAAAGAAGGUGUAGAUUGGUACUAGGGAAUAUUGGCAGAACUGUAUGGAAACUGUGCCAUUUGGUGUCCCCCAUUAAAUGAAAUGAGCUUCUCAUAAGUACCAUGUCGUUAUUAACUUGCUCAGUAGUACAAAAGAAUUUUUAUCACAAUUUAUUAACGAGAUUUAAGAUAAAGGUAUCGGUUUCAACAAAUCAAGUCAGGUCAGAUGAUUCACCUUAACUUUUUACUUUCGUAGCCAUUUCCACUAAUUUCUGUUAAUGAUAUGCCAUGAACUUUGGUUCAAAGCAGAGUCAAUGUCUUUUCCAUCUUGUGACUUAAAGUUCCAUGACUUUAUGAUACAUGUAAUAGUGUUCUGACUUUCCUCUUGCUUGUUUGUAUUCCUUUCACCAUGGAAUAGGAUCAGGUGAUGAAUGAGAACUGUUAAGGUUAUUCAGACAUAUUCAGUGCAGCAGAAUGCUAUCCACAAAACGUUACACACAAAAUUCCAAAAUCAUUGAUGGGAAAUGAUCUAAAAAUACAGGCAUAAAAGAGUUGGCAUCUUUUAGCUGUAUUUGGUAACAUGGACAUUUAAGCAGUUGAUAAAAGAGCAAAGUUGACUCAAUUUUGUAUUUCUUCUUGUCCUCAAACAGUUUUUGAUUCUUUCUGGGUUGAUGCAGUGAUGCUUUUGUUCCUUCCGUAUUUAUAAAGGAAACACUUUUUUUUUUAGUGUUUCUGAACAUAAAAUCUGCUUGGUUUGAAAUCAAGUGGUUGGAACACUUUUAUUUUAAGCACAUUGUUGAUUCAAAGCUUCAUUGAUGAAGCUUUCAAUCAAUGAAUCAUUCUGAUUUUCUGUAAUUACGCACAGUACCUAAUGUUUUGGUGCUAUUAUGAGGACCAAUGCUCAAAGUGGAUUUUGUUCUUGAACAGCGUCCCAGUAGAUUUGAUGACAUUUAUUGGCUUGAGGUCUGAUUUUCCUCCCCCUAAUAGAUUUAAAAGAUUUCUAUUUCAUGUUGAAGACCUGCACAAAUUUUGUAUGGAACAAAGCCUAGAAAAAAAUGAAAAAUAGAUUGACUAGUAAUCUAAAUUAAUCCUAGUAUGUAUGAUAGAGGAGGGAAAAUUUUGGUGCCAUAAUUUCUCUCUUCAUGGUGUUGGACGUAAAUCACUUGAAAUGUAUUUCUGUACCCACAAUUUAAGAUUCAAUAAACGUUUGCUUAAUUCAUUGUCUAGUGACAUUCAGAAAGUUUUCUGUCAAUGUAUUUUUUUAAAUAGUAUACAUGACCAAAUACUAGACUCUAUAUAAAGUUUUUAUAAUUAAUUGAAGGAAUCAAUAUUUAAUGAUUUUUUUUUUAAGGUUAUGGGAGAUGUUAUAAAGAUCUUUAAGUGCUGGGAGAACAGUUUUAAACGUUUUGUUGUUGAUAGUAGCUUCAUAACUGAAGCUGAUAGGAAAUCAUCUGGGCGGUAUCCCAGGUCAUCAGAGUAGGAAAAGUGUAAGUAGAAUAAGAAUGCUAGAGUUUGGAACUAGAAAAGUUUGAAGAUGGAAUAUUCCAGCAUUUAUUAUGGAAUAGGUACUUCCUAGUGGGGUGGGGAGCAGAGUUUAAUUCAGUUCUUGCAACUAGAACAUAGUUAAAAGCUUUUGAUCUUUGUGCCAUGCAGAUACAUAUCUCAUCAUUUGGUGAAAUUUCAGUUCUUCAGUCUCAUAUACAAUAAGCUAAAAACUGGAAUCUUUAUUAUAUUCAGAUCUUUCUUAAAAUAAGCUUAUCAGAAUAUUGUCCAAAAUCUGAGUUAAAAAGGGUUGAUCUUAGGGACCUCCCUGGCGGUCUGUUGGUUAAGACUCUGUGCUCCCAAUGCAGGGGGCACAGGUUAGCUCUCUAGUCAGUGAACCAAGAUUCCUGAGUGCCACAGAGCCCAGCUCUAAAAAGAAAAGGUUGAUCUUAGAAAAGCAAGAUGCUAAAGGUGUGUGCAGUCCUACAGUGCCAGAUUGUUUUAUAGGGACAGGUGACUUGAGCUCAGCAAACACCUGGUGUUAACUGAUGAGAUUCAGGGACAUAAUCUGAAUGUGGUAAAUGUGACACACUAUGAAAGAGAAAAGACUUCUAUUGUCUUAGCCAGAUAACACCACUUCCCAGCUACCCACCUUCAAACUUUACAUUUUCAUCUGCCUUUCUCUUUUUGUUACAAUGGAAGAAGUGUUAGUCCUUUGAAUUCCUAUCAACCCAUUUCUACCUUUAGAGACUAAAGGAGGUCACUGCAGACAUGUCCACUGUUGAUCCCCAUCAGUUUGUUUUACUUCCCUAGUUUCUCCCCACUUCUGUUUGCUCCUUAGGAUUUACUUUGUUAGUCCUUUACAACGCGAGAAGUGUCAAUUCUUAUUCCCAAACGGAACCAUCUUCAAACUACUUGUAAUCCAGCAUUUUCCUGAGUGCUCAAACCAGAAACCUAGGAUGAAAUUGAGGCAGAGUCAUAGAGGUUUGUGAUGUAACUCAGAUUGGAAGAAAACUUUUGGCAGUGUCAAGAGAUGUCCCAUAUGCUGUUAAAGUAGGACAUGGCAGCCUACUCCAAUAUUUUUCGCCUGGAGGGUCCCAUGGACAGAGGAGCCGGGCGGGCUACAGUCCAUGAGGUCACAAAGAGUCAGGCACAACUGAGCAACUGACAACACACGUGAGUUAGAAGCCCCCCAAAUAGGUUGAUAUUUAUAAUUAGACAUCUAAAUUGGAUGUAUACUCAAAUUUCUCCUUGAACCAUCACACCCCAGCUUCAGAGUCCUCAAUUCUGCUCUGGUACACUGAACUAUCUGCUACACACACCUCAUUAGGUCAGAUUUACAAAAAGUUGAUAGAUACAAAUCUUUACAAGUUUUAAGAAUGUACACUCUUGGCCCACAGCCACAUCAGGACCAAAGAAAGUUCCCUAAUACCACUACCUAAGCAAUGAAGGGUUACUCUAGGUAGUUUAACUACUAUCCAGAUUUUCACUAAAGAGUAGGGUUUCCUUCCCCAUACCAGCUCUGAAACUAAAUUGAAUCACUUAAUGCUUUCAUAAGUACAAAGUUUUGAGAGGUUGAACCAUGUAUUUCUUAUUGCCGAGUAGUAUUCCACUGUAUGAAUGUACCACAAUUUGUUUAGCUAUUCUGUUAAAUGAACAUUUUGUUGGUUCUCUCCAUUGUGAGAAGAUACUAAUAAAGCUGCUAUGAACAUUUCCUCAUACAAGCAUUGUGGCUUCUGAGUGUGUAGUAGUAUCUUGUGUUAAUCUACAUUUCUCUAAUGAGUAUGCGCUCUCAUGUGUUCAGUUAGCCAUUACUGUAUUCUUAGAAUGAAAAUGUUUUGUACAUUUAAAAAUUGGCUCUUUUCAUUAAUGAGAUAUGAAACUAUAUAUUUUGGAUACAGUUUUUUGGUGUAUUUUGUAAAUAUUUUCUCCUAGUUUGUCUUUAUUUUUCUAAUAGUGUCUGGAGUAGUUCUUUUAAAGUCCUGAUGGGCACUAUGAUGCAUUAGGAUUGAGUUGAAUCCAUCUGUCAUCUUUUUCUCAGCAAUGUUUGGUUUAAUGUUUUAUGUGAUUUUGAUUGUCAUAACUUUAAGAUUUUUUGAUAAAAAUCUAUAAUGGAAUUGGUUUUUUCCCCAAUUGAUAACUCACAGAUAACAAUUAAAAUUUUUUUCUCUUGUAUCAUGAGAACUUGCUAAUAAAUAAGCUCACUUUAAAUUA